AUGUCGUUUUCCUUCGGCGCUCCAGCUUCUGGUACUCCGACUUCGAGUGGAGCACCAGCUGGUGGUUCUCUUUUUGGAACUGCAGGCAGUACCUUUGGCUCUAACCAGACUGCUUCGACAACCCCAUCAUCUACUGGUGGUGCACUAUUUGGAAAUGUAGGAGCUGCGUCUGGCACCGGAACCGCAUCACCAAUGUUUGGCGCUCAGCCAAAUUCUCAGCCAAAUGCCAUGUUUGGAAGUACCGCGACCCCGGCCAAGCCUGCUACAUCAACUACAACUGGCACUUCAGGUGGCACCAACUCCCUUUUUGGAGCUGGAGCUGGAGCUGGAUCGGGAGGCAGUCUAUUCGGAAAUCCAGCAGCGUCAACAACUCCCGGUCCUUCUGGACCUGCGUUAUUCGGAAACGCCUCGACCACACCAUCUGCCCCUGCAUUGUUUGGCAAUGCCUCGGCCACACCCUCCGCGCCCGCCUUGUUUGGUAACAAAUCCACUACACCCUCCGCGCCUUCGAUGUUUGGCAAUGCUUCGACUACACCCGCAGGUCCCCCACCAGGAUCCAAGUUACCUAGUCUCUUUGGAAACGCAAAUUCUGCUACUCCUGCCACUGCACCCCCGGCUACAACUGCUGCGAGUGCCCCGAAACCUCUGUUCGGUACGGCUGCUGGCGCUACGCAGAGCACCACGCCGUCUUUUUCGUUGCCCUCCUCCACUGGAGCCAACCCUGCCGCUGCAAAGCCUGCAUUCCCGUCCCUUGGCGGUGCUUCUAACAAUCCCACCGGAGCCAAUUCUCCUGCUUCAAGUCCCGCCUUCCCUUCCCUGGGUACCCUUGGUGGUGGUUCUUCUACCACUCCCCUUGGAGCGGCUAAGCCUUCCUUCCCUUCCCUUGGUGGCGCUUCUAUCGCGACUACUGGAGCUGCCGCAUCGCCAGCUACAACUACACCAAGCGCCCCCAAAUCGCUUUUUGGCUCUGCUGUCAGCAGCACUCCAAACGCUACGCCCUCUUUUUUAACUCCCUCCACCGGAGCCACCCCUGCAGCUGCAAAGCCUGCCUUCCCCUCCCUUGGUGGACAGUCCACCACGGGACCUGCUCCUCCUGCUCAGUCGCGUUUGAAGAACAAGACUAUGGACGAGAUUAUCACUCGAUGGGCAACAGAUCUUACCAAAUACCAGAAGGAUUUCCGUGAGCAGGCUGAAAAAGUUGCAGAAUGGGACCGUCUGUUGGUUGAGAACGCAAGCAAGGUCCAGAAGCUGUAUGGUAGCACUGUUGAUGCAGAGAGAGCCACUCAGGAGGUUGAGCGUCAGCUAGCUUCUGUUGAGGGACAACAGGAUGAGCUUAGCUCUUGGCUGGAUCGGUAUGAACGGGAAGUUGAUGAGAUGAUGACGAAACAACAAGUCAGCCCUGGUGACGCUCUUCAAGGUCCAGACCAGGAGAGAGAGCGAACUUACAAAUUGGCUGAGAACCUGAAUGAGCGUCUGGAUGAGAUGGGCAAGGAUCUCACCAGCAUGAUUGAGGAGGUGAACGGUGCUUCGGCAACACUGAGCAAGACCAACCGGGCAGAUGAGCCGAUUUCACAAAUUGUUCGAAUCCUCAACUCGCAUCUAUCUCAACUGCAGGUAAUUGACCAAGGCACCUCUGAGCUGCAAGUCAAGGUUGCCGCUGUCCAGAAGGCUGGUCAGUCGAUCUCAUCGCGCCUUGGUUAUGGCUACACUAGCCCAGGAGUUGGUGGGGGCAAUGCUGCAGACGACUUCUAUCGAUCCUACAUGGGUCGGCGAUAG
This is a messenger RNA of Penicillium taxi, 1776 nucleotides long. Its product is annotated as putative nucleoporin Nsp1. The transcript is spliced from 4 exons. Gene Ontology annotation, biological process: protein import into nucleus; RNA export from nucleus. The record is from RefSeq and is a predicted model, not a curated record. Bases 1 to 1776 code for a protein of 591 amino acids. Lineage: Eukaryota; Fungi; Ascomycota; Eurotiomycetes; Eurotiales; Aspergillaceae. Gene Ontology annotation, cellular component: nuclear pore; nuclear pore central transport channel. Gene Ontology annotation, molecular function: phospholipid binding; structural constituent of nuclear pore.